UCAACAAUCAUUUACAUACUUCAGAGCAAGAUGGCGGAUGACAAUUCUACAGCAAGUUCCUCAAGCGUGCAGAUUGCAGGGCCAUCCAAUACCAGCACUUCUAACGAUAACAGGCCUCAAUCCAUGCAAAAUGUAUAUCGAAGACGAUCAGCAUUUUCGUUCCCGAGAGCGGCUCAACCUGAAAUUGUGCGAGCAUAUCAAAAGGAUGUCUAUUACCGUGAUCUGUUGCAAACACAAUUACAAGAUGUCGUUCGAAGCUUGCUGGGUAGUAGAGUGCUAUUCCAGAAUGCAGAUUCGAUCAGUUUUGUGGGAUCGGUUGCCUAUUUUGCUCUGAGCACACUUGGAGGAGCACAAACGCUAGGAGAAGAAUAUGUGAAUGCGAUGAUGACGGAUGGAAAGACUGGAAGGAUUGUCGCUCUCAAGCGUAGGAUGAGCUUCAUCUUCUUUUAUGUAAUUGCACCAUUCUUAUCCACACGACUUUAUUCCAUGGCAAGAAGGAAGCUAGUAUCGUCUCACCAACUUAGAUCACAAGCUCUGCAACGGGCACAGCUUAGAGCCGCUGCUGUUGCUCCCAAGAGAGGACCAGAAGCAGAAAGAGCAAAAGAGAACGCUCCAAAGGCAACAAGAGUUGAUCGAAUCGUUGCUGUUCUAGCAGAACGAUUACCCACUAUGGACAGCAUACAUUCAUCCACAGGAAUAUUGGCAUACUUUGGAGCUGCACAUUUGGCAUUGUUCUAUUUAGGUGGAAGAUACUAUAAAUUCAGUCAAAGACUUUCGGGUACAGAAUACAUCAGCACAAUCCCGCGUAGACCUGGCUCUAAACCACCUUCAUAUGAAGUGUUGGGUUUCCUUUUGGGUGUGCAAUUGUUCAUCAAAUUGGUAUCGCAAGCAAAUAGAUGGCGGAUCUCAUGGCAGCAGAAAAAGAAGGCCGACGUAAUCGACGAGGAAGGCGAGACAGAGUCUGAACAAACUUCCGCGGUAUCCGUAAAGGAAACAGUUCAGAUCGAUGAUUCUCAAUGGUCACACAAGACCAGUCCUCCAAGUCGUGUACAAAAGCAACAAAAGAAAAAGUCGGAAGAGGUACCGCUUCAGUAUCCUGAUGCAGAUGGAUUGCCUUCUGCACAAGAUUUAGGCUUAGAAGCCAAUGUAGACCGAUCCCAAUUGGAAGCAGCAAGAGCUUCAGCAAAGGUUAAAGCAGCCGAAUUGGAAGCGAUCGGUCAAAGUGUUCUACGUUGUACUUUAUGCAUGGAACAACGUGAACCGGAAAAAGGAACAUCUGCUGUAACGGAAUGCGGUCAUGUGUUCUGUUGGGAUUGCAUCUUAGGUUGGAGUAAAGAAAAAGCAGAAUGUCCUCUAUGCAGACAGUCGUUUAACCCUAGUCAUCUCUUGCCAAUCUACAACUUUUAAUGGCCUCCUAUCUUCAUAGCAUAUACCGGAAUGAAUGCAAUUGUACAA
Messenger RNA from Meira miltonrushii, 1455 nucleotides. RefSeq lists its product as uncharacterized. Gene Ontology annotation, biological process: protein import into peroxisome matrix. NCBI's taxonomy places the organism in Eukaryota, Fungi, Basidiomycota, Exobasidiomycetes, Exobasidiales, Brachybasidiaceae. Gene Ontology annotation, molecular function: zinc ion binding. Gene Ontology annotation, cellular component: peroxisomal membrane. The transcript has a single exon. The record is from RefSeq and is a predicted model, not a curated record. Bases 31 to 1407 code for a protein of 458 amino acids.